GCAGGCAAGGCAAUACAAAGCUAUAGGGAACGCUUUCUCAGAGGCACAAGGCACAAAGAUCCGGCAAGGGCAGGAAGGGGCAGACUAUAAAGGUAUUCAAAUGAGCUACAGGAGCACAGCAGUCCAUUUACGUUGCUGGAAAUGUAGAAAGUUUGUAGCAAAUUCAGGAUCUAUCAUCAACAACAAUGAAUGCAACCAAGCUCUGGAAAUUUUGGAUCAGGAGGCCUGUAAUAUAUGGCACCUUGAGGCUGAAGCAAGUCCAGAAUGGAUCAAAAGAGAGAUAGAAAAGGAACACUGGACAACUGGAAAGCUGCACUGCCCAUAUUGCAGAACACGGCUCGGGGCCUUUAACUUUGUUGACAGCACCAAAUGCUCCUGUGGCAGGCUCGCAGUCAUACGUCUUAGCAAAAGCAAAAUUGAUGUGGACAUUACUGUGAAAACACCAUGCCAAGCUUCAUCUGCCUCUAAAUUUUAUACAUAUUUUGACAAGAAGUUCACAAUUUGGAUGUCAGAACUUGCCAAUAGAAACUGGAUCAUGGACAGAUAUGUGGCAGUCCCUGGAACAUUAGUGGAUGCGUUGUGCCUUGAGGUGCCUGAAUAUGACAAGUACUUGGAGCCAAGUGGUAAAAAACCUUGCAUCACCUUCAAUCUUAAGAAAAAUGACUCAGUGCUACGGGAACAAAAGGCCAAUUUUUGUAGAAAUGUGCUUCAUAGGAAGUCAAAUAGCAUGGACUUGGACACAACAGAAAAACUACCACUGAAAUCCUACAUGAACAGGAGAGGGACCUUUACCCUAAAGCAAAACCCAUCAGAAGUUCCAUUAUUAAGCUCAGUCAGUGCUGGAUGUAAUAUUGCAUAUAAUAAUCGUCAUAUGUUUGACGUUCUACCAAGGUCUUCAAAAUUGAGAUCUAGAUUUUCUGAAACUCCUCACAACAGAGUAGGCCCCGGAGUUUCACGUACUGAAGAAAGCCCAAGCUUGUCUUCUGCUGGAUUGCCCAAUACAUCUGUAAGAUCCACAACUGGAGGAGAGGGCCACAUGACCCCAGUGGAGAUUCCUGCUCAGAUCAUGCAGCCAUCAAUCCCCAACUCAUCUUCUGAAAACCAACGCCUAAACAAAAGGGAGAUAAACAAGCUGAAGAACCUGAGAAGAAAGCAAAGGAAGCGGGAGAAGUGGUUACUUGGGCAGAAACAGAUCAAUAAACCACAUCAUAUAGCCGCAGAAGAUGACGAUGAACUUGCGGAAGAAAAGGAGCGCUACACAUGUGCUGUUUGCUUAGAUGUAUAUUUCAACCCCUACAUGUGUUAUCCAUGCCGUCACAUCUUUUGUGAGCCAUGUUUACGGACACUGGCCAGAGACAAUCCUACAAGAACUCCGUGUCCGCUUUGCAGAUCCAUUAUUUCAAGGGUGCACUUCCAUUCAGAUCUCAGCAAAUGUUCUGUUGCCUUCUUUCCAAAUGAGUAUCUCAAAAGAAAGCAAAGUUUUCAGAGGGCAAAUUGUGCAAAAUGGCCUCUACCCAACUGCAACAGACUAUUCAGAGUGUUUGGAGAUUUCAGGAGACACAUGGACCCUAUGGGAAGAAGGCACUUUCCACAUGGGGAGCACAGAGAUGACUUUGGAGAUGGAAGUCGUGGUUGGAGAUUUGACCUGGACAUGAUCAUCAUAUACAUUUACUCUGUGAAUUGGAUUAUUGGAUUCAUUUUAUUUUGUCUCUUGUGCUAUUUUUUCUUUCUCUCACUUUAGGAAGACAUACAAUACAUUUAAAGGGGUACUCCGGUGAAAACCUUUUUUUUUUUUUU
Molecule: messenger RNA, 1797 nt
Organism: Hyla sarda
Lineage: Eukaryota; Metazoa; Chordata; Amphibia; Anura; Hylidae
Gene: RNF180
Product: ring finger protein 180
Exons: 7
Coding region: 101-1741 (546 amino acids)
Biological process (GO): positive regulation of proteasomal ubiquitin-dependent protein catabolic process; serotonin metabolic process; norepinephrine metabolic process
Cellular component (GO): endoplasmic reticulum membrane
Molecular function (GO): ubiquitin conjugating enzyme binding; metal ion binding; ubiquitin protein ligase activity
Source: RefSeq, a predicted model, not a curated record